UGAUCCAGAGAUGGUGGCCAUUCCCAUUAGGGAAACACAGGUCACAUACAGUUUGUGAUAAGCUGAGCAACACCUCGGCUUUACUAUUGUGGCAUUCUCCUCCUGCUACUGCACUACUUCUGCACAACAUUUCAACCUCUCCAGCAGGAGUCCUUCUCUCCUCUUGGCUGAAGACUGAGCUGAGGAGCAUCUCCUCGCAUCAAUGGAUUUGCGUAAAUGGCUGUGGAGUGUGUGUGCAGUGGUUGGUCUGGUGCUCAGUGUCAGUGAACGUUCUCAGUGCGAAGUCAGCUGGGAGGUUCCACGUUUUGACGGCUGGUACAACAGUUUAGGAAACCCUAAAAAAGGAGCAGUCGGUUCUCAUCUGGUGCGCCUCGUGCCCGCGCGCUACUGGGACGGAGUCUACCAGCCGCUGCACGAGCCGCUGCUGCCCAACCCGCGCAGACUCAGCACGGCCCUGAGCGGAGGCCCGUCCGGCCUGCCGUCCACCCGGAACCAGACCGUCCUGUCCCUGUUCUUUGGUUAUCAUGUUACAUUUGAAAUUUUUGACUCACGAACUCCUGGAUGCCCACCUGAGUUCAUGAACAUCCCAGUACCAAAAGGUGACCCCAUCUUUGACCCCACUUCGACUGGAAGUGUCCUGCUGCCCUUCCAGAGAGGACCAUGGGACAAAGAGUCUGGACAGAGUCCCAAUAACCCUCGCACACAGGUCAACCUGGUGACUGCAUGGAUAGAUGGCAGCUCCAUCUAUGGCCCCUCCACUUCCUGGUCCGACGCCCUGAGAAGCUUCUCUGGAGGACUCUUGACUUCAGGCUCUGAGUAUAACAUGCCAGCUCAGGGAGGAGGAAGCAAUCUCAUGUGGAGCGCUGCUGAUCCCUCUACCGGAGAACAUGGACCCCAAGGUCUUUAUGAGUUGGGAAACGCCUGGGCCAAUGAGAACAUGUUCACGGCAGCAGAGGGGAUUAUCUGGUUUCGCUACCACAAUUAUGUCGCCUCCAAACUGCAUGAGGAAAACCCAGAUUGGUCAGAUGAGACACUGUUUCAAAACGCCAGGAAGACUGUUGUGGCCACAUUCCAGAAUAUCGCUGUCUAUGAAUGGCUGCCCGGAUACCUCGACAAAAAGCUUUCUCCUUAUCCAGGUUACCAGAAGUUUGUUGAUCCAGGGAUCUCUCCUGAAUUUGAGGCUGCUGUCAUAAGAUUUGGCAUCACUAUGGCCCCACCUGGUGUUUACAUGAGAAACAGAACCUGCUAUUUUCGGAACAUCAUCAACAUAGAUGGGAGCACAUCACCAGCAAUGCGCCUUUGUAACAACUUUUGGAAGCGGCAGAGCGCCAAUGUGAAGACAGGCCAGGAUGUAGACGACCUCCUCAUGGGCAUGGCUUCCCAGAUUGCAGAAAGAGAAGACAAUAUUGUUGUAGAGGACCUGAGAGAUUACAUGUAUGGACCCCUGAGAUUCACCCGGUCAGAUCUGGUGGCAAAGACCAUCCAGAGAGGCAGAGACUUUGGUCUGAGAAGUUACACUGAGGUCAGAAACGCUCUGGAUCUGCCUCCUGUAAACACAUUUGGAGACAUAAAUCCUGAGCUCAACAGCACCAACCCGCAGUUGAUCCAAGAUGUUGCAGAACUGUACAACGGAGACAUCUCAAAACUGGAGCUCUUCCCAGGGGGGCUGCUGGAGUCUCUUGAUGGUCCAGGUCCAGUUUUCUCUGCUGUUAUCUUGGACCAGUUUGAACGCAUUCGAAAUGGAGACCGCUUCUGGUUUGAGAACAAACAGAAUGGUUUGUUUACAGAUGAGGAGAUCCAGACGAUCCGCAACACAACAUAUUAUGACGUCCUUCUUGCAGUCACAAGUGCAGAGGCUGCUGAUAUACAGAAUAACGUGUUCUUUUGGAUGGAUGGUGACCCCUGUCCUCAGCCCACUCAGCUGAAUGCAUCAAUGCUCCAUCCCUGCACUAAUGCCACAAAACUUAAUUACUUUGAUGGGAGCAAAGCUGGCUUUGGGAUAUUUAUCAUUGUUCUGUUCCUCUUUCCUGUCGUGAGUUUCCUCGUGGCCUGUAUGGUGGCGUAUCUUCGGAGGUACAGGUACAGAAAGUUCCAGAGAAGAAGAAAAGCUGGUGGCAAAACAAAGGAGCCAGCUGCGGGAAUCACUGCAUACGAGUGGCAGGGCCAUAAAAAAGAGCUGCACCCUGUCAGCGUGGAGGUCGAUGAGAAGACGAGGCUGCAGGUCUUUGACAGAUCUGGAUCUGCUCACCGCUGCCUCAAUCUGGCCAACCAGGAUAACUUAAACGUCCUUCUCUCCGAUGACCGGCAACAUAAAGCUCUGCUGCUCAAAGUACCAAAAGAGUACGACCUGGUGCUUUUUUUCGAUGAUGAGAGCAAACGUGCAGAAUUUGUCAAGCAUCUGCGCUCAGAGCUGACACACAUCACACAGGAGAUUAGAGUGAAGGAGAUGAGAGAGACGGAACUGCUGAAGGAGGCUUUAACCAGAGACCAGAGGGCUCAGAUUGUGGAAACUUUCAUUCGACACGCUUUCUCUAAGGUCUUGGAAAUAGAGAAGCGUGACGCUGGAGACAUGAGUGGCAUCUCCCGCAAGAAAGCCAGAGAGGUUCUCCAGUGUGAGCUGACAGCGUCAGAGUUUGCUGACGCACUGGGCAUCAAGCCUGACUCCUUAUUUGUGGACUCCAUGUUCACACUAGCUGACAAAGAUGGAAAUGGUUACCUCUCCUUUCAAGAGUUUCUUGAUGUGAUGGUUAUUUUUAUGAAAGGGUCUCCAGAGGAAAAAUCCAAGCUGAUGUUCUCCAUGAAUGACAUCGGUGGAACUGGUUUCUUGUCAAAAGAAGAGUUUGCCAGGAUGCUCAGGUCUUUCCUUGAAAUCUCCAACGGUGCUCUGUCAAAGAGCCAGGCAGAGGACGGCAUCAAGGCCAUGAUGCAGGCCGCAGGCUUCGAUGACAAGGAGAAAAUCUCAUGGGAGGACUUUCACUUCCUCUUACGGGAUCACGAGAAGGAGCUGCAGUUUGCUCAACUCAAUGUCAAAGGGAUGGAGAAACAGGGGAAGAAGCGGCUGAGUCGAGACCAGAGAGUGUCCUUCAUCUCUCCUGGAAACAGCAGCAGCAAGACAGAAGGAUCGGAGCUACGCAGACGGAAAAUGUUAAGUGCCAAGACUCCAAAUGUCUACGUGAAGGCCAGGCGUGAGCAGUACAUUAGGAACCCCGUCCAGCAGAAAGUCCAGCAGUUCAAACGUUUCAUUGAGAAUUAUCGCCGUCAUAUUGUGUGUUUCAUCGUCGUAUACGGCAUUGUAGCUGGUGUGACACUUGACAGAUGUUACUAUUAUGGCGUGCAGUCUGAAGCUUCAGGUGUCCCAGAGACGACAGCGGUGGGCAUCGUCGUGUCCCGCGGCUCGGCGGCUGCCGUCUCCUUUCUGUUUCCCUACAUGCUUCUCACCGUGUGCCGCAACCUCAUCACGCUGUUCCGAGAGACCUUCCUCAACCGGUACAUCCCCUUUGAUGCCGCCAUUGACUUCCAUCGCUUCAUGGCCAUGACUGCCAUCAUCCUGUCAGUUGUUCACGCUUUGGGUCAUGUUGUCAACAUCUACAUCUUCUCCAUCAGCGACCUCAGCAUCCUGUCAUGUUUGUUCCCCAAAGUCUUCGCCAACAACGGGUCUGAACUUCCUCUCAAGUGGUCCUGGUGGUUCUUUCAGUCAGUUCCAGGAAUGACUGGUGUCUUGCUUCUCUUUACUUUUGCAUUUAUGUAUGUUUUUGCUUCACACUACUUCCGCCGCAUCAGUUUUCGUGCAUUUUGGGUCACUCAUUACCUCUACGCUGUUGUGUACCUUCUAACCGUUGUUCACGGCAGUUAUGCUCUGUUCCAAGAGCCUCGUUUCUACAUCUACCUAAUCCCUCCUGCACUGCUGUUUCUGCUGGACAAACUAAUCAGCCUGAGCAGGAAGAAGGUGGAGAUCCCUGUUGUCAGAGCAGAGCUGCUGCCUUCAGGUGUGACACAUCUGGAAUUCAAGCGACCACAGGGCUUCGUGUAUCGCUCAGGCCAGUGGGUUCGCAUAGCGUGCCUGAUGCUGGGCACAGAUGAAUACCACCCAUUCACACUGACAUCAUCUCCUCACGAAGAGACCCUGAGCCUGCACAUCCGAGCCGUGGGGCCUUGGACCAGCCAGCUCAGAGAGCUCUACACUGAGGAAAGCCUGCUUGAGCUGGGAGCCUAUCCAAAGCUGUACUUGGACGGCCCGUUUGGUGAGGGCCACCAGGAGUGGAUUGAUUACGAGGUGUCUGUUCUGGUGGGAGGAGGGAUCGGAGUCACUCCGUUCGCAUCCAUCCUCAAAGACCUGGUGUUCAAGUCCUCCAUCAAGUCCAAGAUUCAGUGUAAAAAGGUGUAUUUCAUCUGGGUCACACGAACACAGCGUCAGUUUGAGUGGGUGUCAGACAUCAUCAGGGAGGUGGAGGAAAUGGACACCCUGGAGCUGGUCUCUGUCCACACAUACAUCACCCAGGUGGCUGAAAAGUUCGACCUCCGCACCACCAUGCUGUAUGUCUGUGAGCGCCACUUUCAGAAGGUGUGGAACCGCAGUCUUUUCACCGGCCUGCGGUCCGUCACUCAUUUCGGUCGUCCACCCUUUGUGUCCUUCUUCAACUCACUGCAGGAGGUUCACCCUGAGGUGGGUAAAUUUGGAGUGUUCAGCUGUGGACCACCCGGACUGACCAAGAACGUGGAGAAAGCCUGCCAGCAGAUGAACAAGAAGGAUCAGGCUCACUUCUUACAUCACUACGAGAACUUUUAACUUCUCCCAAGCUUCGGACCAGAAGGUUCCAGAAAGAACAACAAGCCACUUUCAAUGAGCACUAUUUUUUAAACCACAAUCGUAGAGCCACUUUAGCAGGUUUUGAUUUUCGAUUCAUUGUAUUGAAGUGAAAGAUUAUUGAUUAAAUCGUGAACUUUCUUGUUAAACUCAUUCACAUAAGGAAUGGGGAAUUUUAUCUCUGCUAAUAUAAUUGCUAUAAUACUAGAUUCUUUUCUUAAUUUAUGCCAUAUAGUUCCUAAUCAUCAUGCAUCACCUGAGUAUAGUAUUACACUAGUUUAGCUGUCAUUGUUUUCAGAUGUAUUAAUAUACACCUUUUGAGAUGUGAACACAGACCUGUGGGGAUGUUCACUUAAUAUUCUUGAUUUCUUCUGCUUUUGUGUUAAAAAUCUGUGACAAAUAAACAUGUUAAAACAAAAA
This is a messenger RNA of Amphiprion ocellaris (clown anemonefish), 5224 nucleotides long. RefSeq names its product dual oxidase (gene duox). Gene Ontology annotation, molecular function: heme binding; calcium ion binding; peroxidase activity. Gene Ontology annotation, cellular component: NADPH oxidase complex; plasma membrane. NCBI's taxonomy places the organism in Eukaryota, Metazoa, Chordata, Actinopteri, Pomacentridae. The transcript has 34 exons. Gene Ontology annotation, biological process: defense response; response to oxidative stress; superoxide anion generation. The record is from RefSeq and is a predicted model, not a curated record. Bases 203 to 4786 code for a protein of 1527 amino acids.